GAGCCCGGGCCGAGCGCCGCUCCGCUCCGCACCGCCCUACCAUGGUGGGGGAUCACUGCAGCCUCCCCGGUGAACGGCCCGUGCUCGCCCAGAGUCCCAAGCCCGGAUUAAGCUGCAAGAUGGUCCUGCAGGCGGUGGGCAAAGUGCUGCGGAAGUCCAAGGGAAAGCCAAAUGGUAAAAAGCCAGCACCAGAAGAGAAGAAACUUUACCUAGAGCCAGAAUACACAAAAUCCAGAAUUACCGACUUCGAAUUUAAGGAACUAGUGAUGUUACCACGGGAAAUAGACCUCAACGAGUGGCUUGCCAGCAACACAACAACUUUCUUUCAUCACAUCAAUUUACAAUAUAGUACAAUCUCAGAAUUCUGUACAGGAGAGUCAUGUCAGACCAUGGCAGUGUGCAAUACACAGUACUACUGGUAUGAUGAGCGGGGAAAGAAGAUCAAGUGCACUGCUCCUCAGUACGUUGACUUCGUCAUGAGUUCGGUGCAAAAACUAGUGACAGAUGAGGACGUCUUUCCAACAAAAUAUGGCAAGGAAUUCCCAAACUCAUUUGAGUCCCUAGUGAAGAAGAUCUGCAAGUACCUGUUCCAUGUGCUGGCCCAUAUCUACUCCUCACACUUUAAGGAGACUUUGGCACUGGAGCUGCACGGACAUUUGAACACACUCUACACACACUUUAUCCUAUUCAUCAGGGAGUUCAACCUCGUGGACCCUAAAGAGACCACCAUCAUGGAUGACCUCACGGAGGUCCUCUGCAGCAGCAGCGGGAGCAGCAGUAACGGGAGCGGCAAUGGGAGCAACAACAGCGCAGGAGCACAGAACCACGUGAAAGAGAGAUGAGCCCUCCUCCUGGACCCAAACUAACAUUAUAAACAAUAUAAUCUAUUGUGUGUAUGUGUAUGUAUAUGUUCAGAUAUACAUACCGGCAUAUACAGCGAUGAAAGCUGACCGCAGAGAUGCUGCCACGCAGGACGCGCAGUCGUACGGGGCUGUACGGAGCUUUGGGUUAAUGCGCCAGCCGGCGAGAAGUUGCACCAAUUUUAUUUUAUUUUCUGUCCACUCCUCCUUUUACCUAUUCAGAUGGAUGACAAGUGCUGUUUUUAGAGAAGAGCCAAGCUUGAGAGUGGGGCCACUCUUGGUUUGUUUGGUUGGUUUUUUUUGGUUUUUUUUCUUUUCUUUGGUUUGUUGGUUUUUUGUUUUUCUUUCUUUGGUCUUGAGUGCAAGCCCUUUGGUCUUUCUAGGAUGGUGGUCCUGCCAUUUAAAAAGUAUCUAUUAUAUUAUAAGAAGUAACUUUUACUUUGAAGUGGCUUAAAAUGCAGGUUUUUUUGGGGGGUGGGGGUGGUUUUUUGGUUUGGUUUUACAUAGACUGCCCCUUACCCUGCCCAAAGCUCCCCCACUGAGUGCAUCUUGCCCUUUGUUAGCUUGGAAUGGGAAGAAACUCCUGGCUUGACUAGAGUAGCAACUAGGGGCUUGCUACCUGUUGAAAGUGGGCAAGAUUCUCCAGUUGUCCCAUCUACUCAGUCACAAGGUGUGAACGUGCAAGAGGAUCCACAAACCUUUCUGCUUAUUGCUCCUACAACAUAUAUACUCUUUUCUCUGCUCCCCUGCCUCUUCUUUUCCCAGGCACACCUGCACAGGUAACAGGAAUAGCAUCACUGCAGUCCAAAACCGUGUGCAAAAGUCACCACCAUUUGCUUUCCCUUGAACAGAGGCCUGGGGAGGAGGGGGAAAAGGGUAUACUGAGUCAGUCACCGCCUGUGCUAGAAAGAUGGCUGUUGGCAUAAAAUUAUAUUGUUGGCUUAUUUUAGUUCAUCUGUUCUAUAAUAAUAAAAAAAAAAUCUAUCAGCCACAA
Messenger RNA from Cyanistes caeruleus (blue tit), 1854 nucleotides. RefSeq names its product MOB kinase activator 2 (gene MOB2). Lineage: Eukaryota; Metazoa; Chordata; Aves; Passeriformes; Paridae. The record is from RefSeq and is a predicted model, not a curated record.